This is a messenger RNA of Parnassius apollo (apollo), 552 nucleotides long. NCBI's taxonomy places the organism in Eukaryota, Metazoa, Arthropoda, Insecta, Lepidoptera, Papilionidae. The record is from the annotation of a GenBank genome assembly.
AUGCUAGACGACUUCGAGCGGGAACACUGUGCUUCCUGCAGAGCGUUGAAGUGUUGCUGCUCUGAUAUCAAGCCCACUGCGACCGAACUCACAGACAGCGGACGAAUCAGCCAAGCCAGUUGCAAAACUAAAAGCGUAGAUUCCAAAGAAGCUCCACUGGCCAAGUCACUUCCAAAACCAAAAUGGGAUAAGCAGCUUCAUGAUUCAAUAUCUACUCCUGAAAGAGAAUCAAACGAGGACGUAGAGGCUUGGGUGGAAACGGUUACACCAAGCGCCCCAGCUACAGUGCGAGAAAUAAAAAGAAAUCUCAACUUAUCGGCGACUAGUGGCGGUUUAGCAAUCCCCUGCUCCCCGUUGAAGUCAGCUUGGGUUGAUGGAGAGACGUCUAUGCAAGUAAUAGGAACCAAGAAUGCCGUGGAAAAGUUCUUCCGCAGUUUCAGAGGCUACUCACCGUAUUCACCAGCUCAAACUACUCUAUCUUUCAUGUCGAGUAGACUAGCCACAACUUUCAAAGUGACUCCGAAGAAAUCCUACGAGUAUACAUAUUUCUAA